Molecule: messenger RNA, 1599 nt
Organism: Coniosporium apollinis CBS 100218
Lineage: Eukaryota; Fungi; Ascomycota; Dothideomycetes
Exons: 5
Coding region: 1-1599 (532 amino acids)
Biological process (GO): proteolysis
Molecular function (GO): metalloexopeptidase activity; aminopeptidase activity
Source: RefSeq, a predicted model, not a curated record
AUGAAGAUCGUCGAAUACACAGCCGCGCUGGCCUCAGUGGCUGCAAUUGCUUCAGCCAGCUCGCCGUCUCCUCAAGGAUGGCGAGGCGGGGAGACCAAAUUUCCUAAGCCCUGGUUUCCGCCAAAGUCAUGGCCGCAAUUCCCACGCCUCCCGCAUCCUUUCCAUCCUCCGCGUGGGCCCCGGGAGAAGCCCCUAGUUAAAUCGGAGCCACUCCAAGCCUCCAUCAAAGAGGACGCUAUCCGGAAGCACGCCGAGAAUCUUCAGGCCAUCGCCUACGCAACCGAAGGCCGCAACCGCGUCUUUGGUAGCGCUGGCCAUAACUUCACUGCCAAGUAUAUCUAUGACCUGAUCAAGGAGCUGGAUGAUUACUACACCGUCGAAUACCAGCCCUUCGUUGAGCUGUAUUCCGGUGGUAGCGCCGAGCUUGUGGUGAAUGGCCAGGAGCAGGGCGCGAGGUUGAUGACUUAUGCGCCUAACGGAAGAGCGGAGGCCAAAAUAGUUGUUGUGAACAACUUCGGAUGCAACCGCACCGAUUUCCCGGCCGAAGUAACCGGCAGCAUUGCGCUGAUUUCCCGUGGUUCGUGUGAGUUCGGACUGAAGGCCGCCCUUGCUGGCGCCGCCGGUGCUGCCGGUGCUGUCAUCCACAACAAUAUCAAUGGUACUCUCAGUGGCACCCUAGGUGCGCCUGAACGUCCGGAGGGCAGGUAUCCCCCAACUGCGGCCAUUCCGCAGGACAGCGGACUGGCAAUCAGACAAUUGGUCGCUGCUGGUGAGGUGAUCGGCCGCUUGAAUGUCAACUCCAUCCUGGAGAACCGCACAACGAUCAACGUUAUCGCCCAAACCAAAGGCGGUGAUCAGAACAACGUCCUUAUGGUCGGAGCACACUCUGACUCCGUCGAUGCUGGACCAGGCAUCAACGAUGACGGCUCCGGCACCGUCGGCAUCCUAGAAGUCGCCCUCCAGCUCGCCAAGUAUAAGACAAACAACGCGAUUCGCUUCGGCUGGUGGUCCGCGGAAGAAUUUGGCCUGCUCGGAAGCGAGUUCUACGUCAAUACUACCGCGCCUGCAGAGCUUGACAAGAUCCGGCUCUACCUCAACUUCGAUAUGAUUGCGUCGCCAAACUACAUCUACGGUAUCUACGACGGUGACGGGUCAGCGUUCAACCUAAGCGGCCCACCCGGUUCGGCGCAGGCGGAGAAGCUCUUCGAAGACUUCUAUGCUCAGAAGGGUCUCCGCUCUCAGCCGACGGAGUUCAGCGGCCGCUCAGAUUAUGGCCCCUUCCUUGCCGUCGGUAUUGCGGCGGGAGGCCUGUUCACGGGUGCUGAGAACAUCAAAACUGCGCAGGAGGCGGAAUGGUACGGCGGCGAGGCUGGAGUAGCUUACGAUAAGAACUAUCAUGCAGUAGGGGAUACCGUCGACAAUCUCAACAUGCAGGCAUUUUUGGUCAACACGAAGGCUAUUGCGCACUCGAUCGCGACAUAUGGAAGGUCGUUCGAGACUCUGCCGGCGCCCACGCGCAAGAGGUUCAUCAAGAGGGACGUCGCGCCCGCGAAGAAGUCGGGAUGUCAUCACAAGCACGUGGAGCAUGUGGAAUUGUAA